CGACAAUUCUUCGGUGACUGGUGCCAGGCAAAAAAAACAAAAACAAAAACAAAAAAAACACACACACACACACUGAGGAAAGACAAUCAAUAGACGGAGACAUCUGUGACAGAUUUGUCCAAAAAAGACAAUUUGAGGAGAAGCUCUUGGGACUUUGGAGCAAAAUGGAGUGAUUAGUAGUAGUUAAUAUUCAAGUGACAACUUUAAGGAGUAUUAAGUACACUACUGAGGGAGGAGAAAGGAAAUUUAAAAACCUCCACUUAGCCUUUUGUUUCUGCAACAGCAAGCAUCAUAAUAAACGAACGCUUCUGGGUUAAUGUGGUUAUGAGUUAUAGAACUUUGAAGCUGUGGAAGCGGCUCCAGGUCUCCCUGAAGAGCAUUACUCCUGAGCUGUAAGCCAAAAAGAAUAAGGCUUUUUGCUCACUUUGGAGCAGAGAACUUUUCCUCCCUCAGGUUUGGACACAAUUUUCCAUUUCCUGGGAAGAUUUUCUGUCUCUGCCUAUGUCACAAGAGGAUUCAGGACCUGGAAGAAGAGCUCAGGAUGAAGGUAAAAGGCAGAGGAAUCACCUGCUUGCUGGUCUCCUUUGCUGUGAUCUGCCUGGUCGCCACCCCUGGGGGCAAGGCCUGUCCUCGCCGCUGUGCCUGUUAUAUGCCUACGGAGGUACACUGCACAUUUCGGUACCUGACUUCCAUCCCAGACAGCAUCCCACCCAAUGUGGAACGCAUCAAUUUAGGAUACAACAGCUUGGUUAGAUUGAUGGAAACAGAUUUUUCUGGCCUGACCAAACUGGAGUUACUCAUGCUUCACAGCAAUGGCAUUCACACAAUCCCUGACAAGACCUUCUCAGAUUUGCAGGCCUUGCAGGUCUUAAAAAUGAGCUAUAACAAAGUCCGAAAACUUCAGAAAGAUACUUUUUAUGGCCUCAGGAGCUUGACACGAUUGCACAUGGACCACAACAAUAUUGAGUUUAUAAACCCAGAGGUUUUUUAUGGGCUCAACUUUCUCCGCCUGGUGCACUUGGAAGGAAAUCAGCUCACUAAGCUCCACCCAGAUACAUUUGUCUCUUUGAGCUACCUCCAGAUAUUUAAAAUCUCUUUCAUUAAGUUCCUAUACUUGUCUGAUAACUUCCUGACCUCCCUCCCUCAAGAGAUGGUCUCCUAUAUGCCUGACCUAGACAGCCUUUACCUGCAUGGAAACCCAUGGACCUGUGAUUGCCAUUUAAAGUGGUUGUCUGACUGGAUACAGGAGAAGCCAGAUGUAAUAAAAUGCAAAAAAGAUAGAAGUCCCUCUAGUGCUCAGCAGUGUCCACUUUGCAUGAACCCUAGGACUUCUAAAGGCAAGCCGUUAGCUAUGGUCUCAGCUGCAGCUUUCCAGUGUGCCAAGCCAACCAUUGACUCAUCCCUGAAAUCAAAGAGCCUGACUAUUCUGGAAGACAGUAGUUCUGCUUUCAUCUCUCCCCAAGGUUUCAUGGCACCCUUUGGCUCCCUCACUUUGAAUAUGACAGAUCAGUCUGGAAAUGAAGCUAACAUGGUCUGCAGUAUUCAAAAGCCCUCAAGGACAUCACCCGUUGCAUUCACUGAAGAAAAUGACUACAUCGUGCUAAAUACUUCAUUUUCAACAUUUUUGGUGUGCAACAUAGAUUACGGUCACAUUCAGCCAGUGUGGCAAAUUUUGGCUUUGUACAGUGAUUCUCCUCUGAUACUAGAAAGGAGCCACUUGCUUAGUGAAACACCGCAGCUGUAUUACAAAUAUAAACAGGUGGCUCCUAAGCCUGAAGACAUUUUUACCAACAUAGAGGCAGAUCUCAGAGCAGAUCCCUCUUGGUUAAUGCAAGACCAAAUUUCCUUGCAGCUGAACAGGACUGCCACCACAUUCAGUACAUUACAGAUCCAGUACUCCAGUGAUGCUCAAAUCACUUUACCAAGAGCAGAGAUGAGGCCAGUGAAACACAAAUGGACUAUGAUUUCAAGGGAUAACAAUACUAAGCUGGAACAUACUGUCUUGGUAGGUGGAACCGUUGGCCUGAACUGCCCAGGCCAAGGAGACCCCACCCCACACGUGGAGUGGCUUCUAGCUGAUGGAAGUAAAGUGAGAGCCCCUUAUGUCAGUGAGGAUGGACGGAUCCUAAUAGACAAAAGUGGAAAAUUGGAACUCCAGAUGGCUGAUAGUUUUGACACAGGCAUAUAUCACUGUAUAAGCAGCAAUUAUGAUGAUGCAGAUAUUCUCACCUAUAGAAUAACUGUGGUAGAACCUUUGGUCGAAGCCUAUCAGGAAAAUGGGAUUCAUCACACAGUUUUCAUUGGUGAAACACUUGAUCUUCCAUGCCAUUCUACUGGUAUCCCAGAUGCCUCUGUUAGCUGGGUUAUUCCAGGAAACAAUGUGCUCUAUCAGUCAUCAAGAGACAAGAAAGUUCUUAACAAUGGCACAUUAAGAAUAUUACAGGCCACCCCGAAAGACCAAGGUUAUUAUCGCUGUGUGGCAGCCAACCCAUCAGGGGUUGAUUUUUUGAUUUUCCAAGUUUCAGUCAAGAUGAAAGGACAAAGGCCCUUGGAGCAUGAUGGAGAAACAGAGGGAUCUGGACUUGAUGAGUCCAAUCCUAUUGCUCAUCUUAAGGAGCCACUAGGUGCACAGCUCCGUACAUCUGCUCUGAUGGAGGCUGAGGUUGGAAAACACACCUCAAGCACAAGUAAGAGGCACAACUAUCGGGAAUUAACACUCCAGCGACGUGGAGAUUCAACACAUCGACGUUUUAGGGAGAAUAGGAGGCAUUUCCCUCCCUCUGCUAGGAGAAUUGACCCACAACAUUGGGCGGCACUGUUGGAGAAAGCUAAAAAGAAUGCUGUGCCAGACAAGCGAGAAAAUACCACAGUGAGCCCACCCCCAGUGGUCACCCAACUCCCAAACAUACCUGGUGAAGAAGACGAUUCCUCAGGCAUGCUCGCUCUACAUGAGGAAUUUAUGGUCCCGGCCACUAAAGCUUUGAACCUUCCAGCAAGGACAGUGACUGCUGACUCCAGAACAGUAUCUGAUAGUCCUAUGACAAACAUAAAUUAUGGCACAGAAUUCUCUCCUGUUGUGAAUUCACAAAUACUACCACCUGAAGAACCCACAGAUUUCAAACUGUCUACUGCUAUUAAAACUACAGCCAUGUCAAAGAAUAUAAACCCAACCAUGUCAAGCCAAAUACAAGGCACAACCAAUCAACAUUCAUCCACUGUCUUUCCACUGCUACUUGGAGCAACUGAAUUUCAGGACUCUGACCAGAUGGGAAGAGGAAGAGAGCAUUUCCAAAGUAGACCCCCAAUAACAGUAAGGACUAUGAUCAAAGAUGUCAAUGUCAAAAUGCUUAGUAGCACCACCAACAAACUAUUAUUAGAGUCAGUAAAUACCACAAAUAGUCAUCAGACACCUGUAAGAGAAGUCAGUGAGCCCAGGCCCAAUCACUUCUAUUCUCACACUACUCAAAUACUUAGCACCUCCACGUUCCCUUCAGAUCCACACACAGCUGCUCAUUCUCAGUUUCCGAUCCCUAGAAAUAGUACAGUUAACAUCCCGCUGUUCAGACGCUUUGGGAGGCAGAGGAAAAUUGGUGGAAGGGGGCGGAUUAUCAGCCCAUAUAGAACUCCAGUUCUGCGACGGCAUAGAUACAGCAUUUUCAGGUCAACAACCAGAGGUUCUUCUGAAAAAAGCACUACUGCAUUCUCAGCCACAGUGCUCAAUGUGACAUGUCUGUCCUGUCUUCCCAGGGAGAGGCUCACCACUGCCACAGCAGCAUUGUCUUUUCCAAGUGCUGCUCCCAUCACCUACCCCAAAGCUGACAUUGCCAGAGUCCCAUCAGAAGAGUCUACAACUCUAGUCCAGAAUCCACUAUUACUACUUGAGAACAAACCCAGUGUAGAGAAAACAACACCCACAAUAAAAUAUUUCAGUACUGAAAUUUCCCAAGUGACUCCAACUGGUGCAGUCAUGACAUAUGCUCCAACAUCCAUACCCAUGGAAAAAACUCACAAAGUAAACGCCAGUUACCCACGUGUGUCUAGCACCAAUGAAGCUAAAAGAGAUUCAGUGAUUACAUCGUCACUUUCAGGUGCUAUCACCAAGCCACCAAUGACUAUUAUAGCCAUUACAAGGUUUUCAAGAAGGAAAAUUCCCUGGCAACAGAACUUUGUAAAUAACCAUAACCCAAAAGGCAGAUUAAGGAAUCAACAUAAAGUUAGUUUACAAAAAAGCACAGCUGUGAUGCUUCCUAAAACAUCUCCUGCUUUACCCAGAGACAAAGUCUCCCCUUUCCAUUUCACCAAACUUUCAACAAGUGUGAUGCAAAUUCCAUCUAAUACCUUGACUACAGCUCACCACACUAUGACCAAAACACACAAUCCUGGAAGUCUUCCAACAAAGAAGGAGCUUCCCUUCCCACCCCUUAACCCUAUGCUUCCUAGUAUUAUAAGCAAAGACUCAAGUACAAAAAGCAUCAUAUCAACGCAAACAGCAAUACCAGCAACAACUCCUACCUUCCCUGCAUCUGUCAUCACUUAUGAAACCCAAACAGAGAGAUCCAGAGCACAAACAAUACAAGGAGAACAGGAGCCUCAAAAGAAGAACAGGACUGACCCAAACAUCUCUCCAGACCAGAGUUCUGGCUUCACUACAUCCACUGCUAUGACACCUCCUGUUCUAACCACAGCCGAAACUUCAGUCAAGCCCAGUGUCUCUGCAUUCACUUAUUCCCCACCAGAAAACACAACUGGGAUUUCAAGCACAAUCAGUUUUCAUUCAAGAACUCUUAAUCUGACAGAUGUGAUUGAAGAACUAGCCCAAGCAAGUACUCAGACUUUGAAGAGCACAAUUGCUUCUGAAACAACUGUGUCCAGCAAAUCACACCAGAGUACCACAACUAGGAAAGCAAUCAUUAGACACUCAACCAUCCCACCAUUCUUGAGCAGCAGUGCUACUCUAAUGCCAGUUCCCAUCUCCCCUCCCUUUACUCAGAAAGCAGUUACUGACAACGUGGCGACUCCCAUUUCCGGGCUUAUGACAAAUACAGUGGUCAAGCUGCACGAAUCCUCAAGGCACAAUGCUAAACCACAGCAAUUAGUAGCAGAGGUUGCAACAUCCCCCAAGGUUCACCCAAAUGCCAAGUUCACAAUUGGAACCACUCACUUCAUCUACUCUAAUCUGUUACAUUCUACUCCCAUGCCAGCACUAACAACAGUUAAAUCACAGAAUUCUAAAUUAACUCCAUCUCCCUGGGCAGAAAACCAAUUUUGGCACAAACCAUACUCAGAAAUUGCUGAAAAAGGCAAAAAGCCAGAAGUAAGCAUGUUGGCUACUACAGGCCUGUCCGAGGCCACCACUCUUGUUUCAGAUUGGGAUGGACAGAAGAACACAAAGAAGAGUGACUUUGAUAAGAAACCAGUUCAAGAAGCAACAACUUCCAAACUCCUUCCCUUUGACUCUUUGUCUAGGUAUAUAUUUGAAAAGCCCAGAAUAGUUGGAGGAAAAGCUGCAAGUUUUACUAUUCCAGCUAACUCAGAUGCCUUUCUUCCCUGUGAAGCUGUUGGAAAUCCCCUGCCCACCAUUCAUUGGACCAGAGUCCCAUCAGGACUUGAUUUAUCUAAGAGGAAACAGAAUAGCAGGGUCCAGGUUCUCCCCAAUGGUACCCUGUCCAUCCAGAGGGUGGAAAUUCAGGACCGCGGACAGUACUUGUGUUCCGCAUCCAAUCUGUUUGGCACAGACCACCUUCAUGUCACCUUGUCUGUGGUUUCCUAUCCUCCCAGGAUCCUGGAGAGACGUACCAAAGAGAUCACAGUUCAUUCCGGAAGCACUGUGGAACUGAAGUGCAGAGCAGAAGGUAGGCCAAGCCCUACAGUUACCUGGAUUCUUGCAAACCAAACAGUUGUCUCAGAAUCAUCCCAGGGAAGUAGGCAGGCUGUGGUGACGGUUGACGGAACAUUGGUCAUCCACAAUCUCAGUAUUUAUGACCGUGGCUUUUACAAAUGUGUGGCCAGCAACCCAGGUGGCCAGGAUUCACUGCUGGUUAAAAUACAAGUCAUUGCAGCACCACCUGUUAUUCUAGAGCAAAGGAGGCAAGUCAUUGUAGGCACUUGGGGUGAAAGUUUAAAACUGCCCUGUACUGCAAAAGGAACUCCUCAGCCCAGCGUUUACUGGGUCCUCUCUGAUGGCACUGAAGUGAAACCAUUACAGUUUACCAGUUCCAAGUUGUUCUUAUUUUCAAAUGGGACUUUGUAUAUAAGAAACCUAGCCUCUUCAGACAGGGGCACUUAUGAAUGCAUUGCUACCAGUUCCACUGGUUCGGAGCGAAGAGUAGUAACGCUUACAAUGGAAGAGCGAGUGACCAGCCCCAGGAUAGAAGCUGCAUCCCAGAAAAGGACUGAAGUGAAUUUUGGGGACAAAUUACUACUGAACUGCUCAGCCACUGGGGAGCCCAAACCCCAAAUAAUGUGGAGGUUACCAUCCAAGGCUGUGGUCGACCAGCAGCAUAGAGUGGGCAGCUGGAUCCACGUCUACCCUAAUGGAUCCCUGUUUAUUGGAUCAGUAACAGAAAAAGACAGUGGUGUCUACUUGUGUGUGGCAAGAAACAAAAUGGGGGAUGAUCUGAUACUGAUGCAUGUUAGCCUAAGACUGAAACCUGCCAAAAUUGACCACAAGCAGUAUUUUAGAAAGCAAGUGCUCCAUGGGAAAGAUUUCCAAGUAGAUUGCAAAGCUUCCGGCUCCCCAGUGCCAGAGAUAUCUUGGAGUUUGCCUGAUGGAACCAUGAUCAACAAUGCAAUGCAAGCCGAUGACAGUGGCCACAGGACUAGGAGAUACACCCUUUUCAACAAUGGAACUUUAUACUUCAACAAAGUUGGGGUAGCGGAGGAAGGAGAUUAUACUUGCUAUGCCCAGAACACCCUAGGGAAAGAUGAAAUGAAGGUCCACUUAACAGUUAUAACGGCUGCUCCCUGGAUAAGGCAGAGUAACAAAACCAACAAGAGAAUCAAAGCUGGAGACACAGCUGUCCUUGACUGUGAGGUCAUUGGGGAUCCCAAACCAAAAAUAUUUUGGUUGCUGCCUUCCAAUGACAUGAUUUCCUUCUCCAUUGAUAGGUACACAUUUCAUGCCAAUGGGUCUUUGACCAUCAACAAAGUGAAACUGCUCGAUUCUGGAGAGUACGUAUGUGUAGCCCGAAAUCCCAGUGGGGAUGACACCAAAAUGUACAAACUGGAUGUGGUCUCUAAACCUCCAUUAAUCAAUGGUCUGUAUACAAACAGAACUGUUAUUAAAGCCACAGCUGUGAGACAUUCCAAAAAACACUUUGACUGCAGAGCUGAAGGGACACCAUCUCCUGAAGUCAUGUGGAUCAUGCCAGACAAUAUUUUCCUCACAGCCCCAUACUAUGGAAGCAGAAUCACAGUCCAUAAAAAUGGAACCUUGGAAAUUAGGAAUGUGAGGCUUUCAGAUUCAGCCGACUUUAUCUGUGUGGCCCGAAAUGAAGGUGGAGAGAGCGUGUUGGUAGUACAGUUAGAAGUGCUGGAAAUGCUGAGAAGACCGACAUUUAGAAAUCCAUUUAAUGAAAAAAUAGUUGCCCAGCUGGGAAAGUCCACAGCAUUGAAUUGCUCUGUUGAUGGUAACCCACCACCUGAAAUAAUCUGGAUUUUACCAAAUGGCACACGAUUUUCCAAUGGACCACAAAGUUAUCAGUAUCUGAUAGCAAGCAAUGGUUCUUUUAUCAUUUCUAAAACAACUCGGGAGGAUGCAGGAAAAUAUCGCUGUGCAGCUAGGAAUAAAGUUGGCUAUAUUGAGAAAUUAGUCAUAUUAGAAAUUGGCCAGAAGCCAGUUAUUCUUACCUAUGCACCAGGGACAGUAAAAGGCAUCAGUGGAGAAUCUCUAUCACUGCAUUGUGUGUCUGAUGGAAUCCCUAAGCCAAAUAUCAAAUGGACUAUGCCAAGUGGUUAUGUAGUAGACAGGCCUCAAAUUAAUGGGAACUACAUAUUGCAUGACAAUGGCACCUUAGUCAUUAAAGAAGCAACAGCUUAUGACAGAGGAAACUAUAUCUGUAAGGCUCAAAAUAGUGUUGGUCAUACACUGAUUACUGUUCCAGUAAUGAUUGUAGCCUACCCUCCCCGAAUUACAAAUCGUCCACCCAGGAGUAUUGUCACCAGGACAGGGGCAGCCUUUCAGCUCCACUGUGUGGCCUUGGGAGUUCCCAAGCCAGAAAUCACGUGGGAGAUGCCUGACCACUCCCUUCUCUCAACGGCAAGUAAAGAGAAGACACAUGGAAGUGAGCAGCUUCACCUACAAGAUUCAGAAGUGUGAAGGAUGCCCAUACGGAGUCACUCCUUGCUGUGGCUGGUUGCCUAAGGAGAAAAAUAAAUUCAACCAAAAUUACAGACACAAAACUAUUGCACAGAUGGAUGCUACCCUCUUGUCACUGCUCUCAGUACCAGCUGCAGGUACAGGGAAACAGAAUGGCCGGAGAGUACUAUCCUUGCCCUGAAAAACCCUUGUGGUGGGAUUCAAGUACCACCCCACAGAGGGGACACCUUUAUUCACAGUCCACACUUGCCAAUGCAAGGCCGCAGGAUUUAGGUUACUGGCCCAUCCAGAGUGUCUCCCUCUGAACUAAACUACUUGGUAUUAACUUUCAAAAGGAAUACAGUAAAAGUUUCAUAAAACAUUGAAAGUUCUCAAAAUGCUUACGAAAGUCAGCAAUUCUACUUUAACACAUAAUUGGUAAGAAAAAAUUAGAUUGGAACUGGGCAAUUUUCUGCAACUAGCCAUAAGGUAUGUACAACAGAACUGUGCAAGAGUAUAUGCAGGUGCAAGAGUGUCCGUGUGUGAUGACUCAAGCGUGUGCCUAUGUAGACAUGCAUGCCUGCACAUGCAUACAGAAACAAGGAAUGGUCAGUAGAUACCAAAAAAUGACAUGGGCUUAGAAACAGCUACUGCUUGUUUAACUCUGGAGUAUUCAAAUCCGGAGGCCCCAUUCACAUGGGCCAUGCUAUCAAAGGAGCCCUCUGGAGUUGUGUGGUGAGCAGCUCAGUUUAGUCACCACCCUUCAACAAUGGAGUCUGGCAUAACUGCUUAUCAGGCAGCUGAGUAUAUACUGUGGUUAGGAGGUGGGCUCUGGAAGGAAUGCUUCUGAGUUCAAGUCUCAGCUCUAUUAGCUGAAAAACCUUGGGCAAAUUAGUCAAUGUUCCCGUUCUUCAGUUGUCUCCUCAUCUGUAAUGUGGGAACAGUAAUAAUACAUAAUCUCACAGGGUGGGUUAAAAAUAAAGUAAAUCAAUACAUGGGAAGUCCUAGUGCUUGGGUCCUAGAAAGUCCUCCAUAAAUGAUGGCUUUAACAAAAAGCUGAGCUCUGGUAGACAGGAACUAAGAGUAGAUAUCUUUCCCCAAACAGAUGCCACUUUAUAAAAAUCAUAGUUACCUAUUUCUAAACACUAGAAGAAAAAAAUCUGCCUUAAGAUUGUAUUUUCUAUAAGAAUAAGGAUUCUGGAAUUAGUGAAACAUAAUGAGAUUUUAAUUACAAAUGUGUUUUAAUAGACCAGAUCUAUUAAACAGUAAACAGUAGCUAGAAAUGAAGAUUUACUUGAUUUAACUGACAUUAAAUGAGGCCAUAAGAGGAAAAUAUUUUUAAAGAAGAAAAAAAAUCUUGGGUAUCCACUGGUAGAGACACUAAGGUGUAAGAGGGAUAUCCCUCUGUCAGAAAAUCAACUCACACAGCAGCCAGGCAGAAAAUUAAGACUAAAACCAAGCUGCCCCUCAGUAAUUACAUGACCUGUUUCCUUAUGUCUCAGCAGGCUACCAGACCUGCACCACUGCCUUCACCACAAACUGGUCUUCCCUCUGGUACCUCACAAGUACAUAAUCCAAGACCAAGAAGAAACUGCUAGUCUCACUCAUUGCACGGAUGGAAAAACUACACGAUCCAGAUAAUGGCAGUGAAGCUGACACCAAAAUUUACGUCUUCUGACUUCCAGGCUAAUAUUCUUUGCAUCACAGGGAGCUUGCUCCCAUUUCUAAAAGGAUUUUCCGUCCUAUGACACCAGCCCAGGGGUGAUUCAAUUCAUGGGAGCACACUGCUGGCAUUGAGAUGAGGUAUGAUGAAAUGGGCUAUUGGUAAAUUCUCUAGAAAGGCAGCACAUUAAACAAAACAAAACAAAACAAAACAAAACAAAACAAAAACACCACACCAGCACUACAGGCAAGAUUACUAGGGAGAAAACACUGUCUCGAUCAUGCUGUCUGUGAUGUUAUAGGUUUUGAUUUAUGAGUCACUAUCAGAAGGGUAGGAUGGUGCAGUGGUAAGAACAUUCACAGUCUGACAGUUUAGUGCUAACCUCCCUGUAUCUGAAGAUCUUCGGGAGGCCAGCUAACUUUAUUCAUCUGUAUAAUUAAGGGCAUUAGCUGAUGCUCCCUGAACUCUCCAGCUUUAAACAAAGGACACCUUUAAUUCCAUAGCAGUCCCCCCAAUGAGAAGAAAUAUUUCUAGAUUCUGGUGGAAGCAAAAAGAAAGUAUCUUCACUGAAUUUGAGAAAAACUGGGGCUUUCCCAGGAAAGGAAGCAUUCAAGCCAAAACCAAACGAAGACAGAAUGAAAAUACCUUGGGCUAAACCAAAUAACAUGAACAUUGUACUGAGGAAGAUGGUACCAUCUUGGGAGAGCCGCCACUUUACGUUUCGCUGGCUUAUUUUUAAUUUUCCGGGAGCCGUCUGUUCCAUGACACACAGGGGUACUUACUGG
Molecule: messenger RNA, 10744 nt
Organism: Pan troglodytes (chimpanzee)
Lineage: Eukaryota; Metazoa; Chordata; Mammalia; Primates; Hominidae
Gene: IGSF10
Product: immunoglobulin superfamily member 10
Exons: 8
Coding region: 542-8317 (2591 amino acids)
Molecular function (GO): protein binding
Source: RefSeq, a predicted model, not a curated record